This is a messenger RNA of Aspergillus fumigatus Af293, 2946 nucleotides long. The record is from RefSeq and is a predicted model, not a curated record. NCBI's taxonomy places the organism in Eukaryota, Fungi, Ascomycota, Eurotiomycetes, Eurotiales, Aspergillaceae.
AUGGAUGAUUCCAUUGACAGGCCUCUUCCGUCUCCCUUGACCGAGACUUGUUCCGAUGUCCGGGAUGCCACUGACUGUCUUCUGACCUCACGGCACGACGAGUCUGAUCAACGAAGUGAUCUUAUACCUACCAUUACCCCAUCAAAGGGGCCAGUUGAAAACAUGCUACAUUUCCUCUCAUCGGCCGAUAAUCUAACUUUGGCCUGGAUUGUUGCAUCCUUGGCGAUAGUAACAUAUGUUCUCCUAGGCAGGAUUGGACUGCUUUUAAUUGGGAUGGUGGCCGGUGUCGUUCUGCAUGCGUCAUGGGAGGCGGCUGAUACUGGUCUUUGGAAAGAUCCAACGGGCACUUCCAGUAUCUAUAGGAGAAAGGAGCUUUCCAUGAAUAUAGCGAACCGAUUGCUGGAGUUAUCGAGUCGCAAACCUUCAGAACCAAAAUCAAACAAUGGCGGGAUUAUUGCAGAAGCUGCUGAAGGGAUGUCUGAGCCUGAGCUAGAUUUCUCUGGUUUUCCGCCUAAGACAGCAGCAGCAUUGCGGUCAUUGACCGAUGCUGUUAUAAAGGACUAUGUAAAGUAUGUUCGCAUCACAUAUGUCUCCGCACGUUCUGACAGAAUACAAGUCACUGAUGCAUUCUUGGAGUUUCUCACAAAUUCUUCUUCUAUGGUUAUCGUGCUCUUGAAUGAAUUGUCAGCGGCGUUCCAGCAUGUCGAGGGCCGUUUGACGCCAGAAGAUGCAGUCAAACGGUAUCUGGAUUUACAUCCGGAAAGCAGCUUAGCGAACAUUUUGUCGGAGCAGCAGCAGCGAAUGAAAUUAAAAAUGGUAGCAGAUGAUAUCCUAUCCAGCUUUUUGGAACCAGGUGUGUACGCUUGUUCCGUGCUGAGGGACUUCCUUCGUGAGAUUCUGGCCGGUGUAGUGUUAGAGUCGGCGAUCUCCAAUCUUUCGCGAUCGGAGACGAUCAAUGGCUGGAUCAUUCAUCUUUUAAGGGAAGGUGAAUCGGAGUUGUUGAACGCCAUUGAUGCGGGGGUCGAGGGGGCCAAGGAGCAAGUGGUCGCUGUCGAAGGCGCCAACGAAGAGAACAAGCCUACAGCAGUUCCGUCUAGCGAGUCAGAUAUGGAGGGAAAACCUGCUGGACACUCUGAUACUUAUGGCAUUCUUCCUACGACCAAGGUUAUUGAGGUUCCAAUCUAUCCACCCGGAGGCACCACGGUUCAGACACAGGACUUGCAGCCCCAAACCGCUCGUCUGUGUUCCCCUGAAGAUAUGCUGUCCUCAGAUGCCCAGUCAACCAUGUUGCCGCACCACUCGCCUGUCGGGAUCCAAGACAAAGAAGCAACAAUCCAUACACCAAAGGUUAAAGACGCCGCAGAGAUUCAGAAUGAUUAUGAUUCGACAAAGAUAGAGUCCACAGAACAUUAUCCUCCAGUUCAACCUACAGACCCAUGCAUGGCACCGCCAGCCUCUCGUUUACCGGAUUUUCAAUCUAAAAAAUCACCUGCCACGACUCUUCAUCAUGCAUCCGUUUCAGUAGAGGAGCUUUCUGAAGCUAGUGAGAAAGCAUUAAUUCGGUCAAAACCUACAUCGAGUUAUUUGAUUCAAAUUGAGCCAGCAGCCACACGUCGCACUGGGUGGAUGAUUUUCAGAAACUAUGCAGAUUUUGAAUCACUACAUGGCACCCUUGGAACGAUAGCGAGGCUUAAUAAGAUACAAGAUUUUACGGAAAGCCACCCUGUCUUGCCACCUUGGAAGGGACAGACAAAGGGGGCCCUAGUGCGUAAUCUGGAGAGAUACCUUAAGGAUGCCCUUCACUAUGAAGCGCUUGCGGAUUGCGAGAGAAUGAAACGGUUUUUGGAAAAGGAUGAGCGCCUCGAUCCUGGUGCCAGCGAUGCCCCAGCUAAAUCUGGAUUUCCGUUUGCCACAUCGGUGGCGCUCGAAAACAUGGGCAAAGGUAUGCUAGGCGUUCUGACUAACGCACCGAAGGGCGUUGCUGAAGGUGGUAAAGCCGUCAUUGGUGGUGUUACCGGGGUGUUUGGAGGAGCAAAUGGCAAAAAAACAUCAUUCAACUCCAAAGGAUAUCAAGGAAACCAUGGCCGUUCCCUAUCAACUCGAUCCACCUCACAAAUGAACUACGGGAGUGCAGUUUCUGACGGUGUGGACAGGCCGAAGAGACCUGUCAGCGAGAACAAUAAGACAGAGCGUUAUUCUUUAGCUGUGGUCCCUACGCCCGAGUCCUCAGGUUCUCAGGAAGACCCUCCUAGCCCUGGAAGCGGAAACGUUGUUGACUCUACUAUACCAAGGUUUGGAGAUCUUGCCUCUUCCGAGUCAAAACUCGAGAGCGAUCGUCUCCAGGGGUCUUUGUCUGACUCUGAUGGUGGAGCUGACCUUGCUUCUCGCAUAAAACCUAAGGAAGAGCAGAAAGCGUCAGAUGGUCAAAGUACUGUGCGGCGUCGAGAAAGCCCUAUCUCCCAAGAGGAGACACAAAUAGCUGUGGAGCUCAUCUUUGCGGUUAUCAAUGAACUAUAUUCAUUGUCAUCUGCAUGGAACAUCAGGAGAACACUUCUGAACGCGGCCAAGUCGUAUAUUUUACGCCCUGGAAGCCCAAGUCUAGAGACGAUCCGCUCUCUCUUACAGGAGUCUAUGAUUGAUGCUAAUAUCUCGGAUGCAUCAAUCGCAUCCUAUCUCACCAAGCUCCGCGAGAAUGUCCUGCCGACGAAAGAGGAGCUGGAGUCCUGGCCUCAGCCGCCCAGUAGCGUGGAAAAGGAGCGUAUGAGGGAAAUUGCGAGAAAAACACUUGUCCUUAAGGGGCUACCACAGGCACUUACAAGUGUCAUGGGGGCUGCUGCUAGUCGCGAAUCACUCGAGAGGGUGUUUGAUUGCCUACAGGUUGAGAUGAUUGCGCGCGGUUUUGUUUAUUCCAUUCUUUUGCAAGCUCUGAGAGCUCUGACUUUUUGA